AUGACAACAUUUUCCGCCCCGGUCACCGCACCUAGAUCGCUGCCCAACAAUCAGUCUGCGUUGGCGGCAUCCUUCACCAACUUCCUCACCGUCUCGAUACACCAGAUCCUGUUCCUCCGUUCGGUCUAUCCACGAGCCACGUUUCUCCCCGUGCGGGCCUAUAAUUAUCCCGUCCGACAAUCCCGUCACCCCAAGGUGUGUGAUUACAUCAACGACGCGUCAAUUGCGGUCGGAACGGAGAUCUUGAAAGGCACAAUAACCGCUGUCAGCAUUAUCAUUUCCUCUCUCCGUACGAAUCAGCCCCUCGAACGAUAUGCCUUUGACUUAUCGGGCUUCCCCCGUGUCCCCGCUGGCGAGGUCAAUACCACCUUCGAAGACAGAAGGGAGGAACCAACCAAACCGGGUGUUCCCGUAACCGAACGGGCUUCCGCUCCGACGACAGUCGACCUCGAAGCGCAAUUCCGAGCUUGUCUAGCGAGACUAGCUUCUGCGUGUGCGCGACUGACGCCUUUGCCCCGGGACGAUGAAUUCAGUUUUACCGUCUGCAUCGAAGUGCGAGAAGAUGCUUUACCUCCCGCAGGGACCACCACCGAGGAACAGACGUGGAUUGUGGCCGAGCCGGAUAAGGUCCACCUCAGAUCAUGCACCGCCCCUUACUCUGUUUCCAAACUGAGAAACGGCGAGCCGCAACAGCCGCCACCCAAGGUGUCAAACGGGCGCGCCAAGACAGUCCCGGUACGACGUGUAGAAGCCGGAGAGCUUCGACUGGAACUAUGGGUGGAGGAGGCACGGCAGAAGUUCAAUGAGCCGGUGGACUCGGAACAUCCACCGUAA
Molecule: messenger RNA, 834 nt
Organism: Aspergillus sclerotioniger CBS 115572
Lineage: Eukaryota; Fungi; Ascomycota; Eurotiomycetes; Eurotiales; Aspergillaceae
Product: putative mitotic spindle checkpoint protein (Mad2B)
Exons: 1
Coding region: 1-834 (277 amino acids)
Cellular component (GO): zeta DNA polymerase complex
Source: RefSeq, a predicted model, not a curated record